This is a messenger RNA of Ornithorhynchus anatinus (platypus), 1286 nucleotides long. It is a transcript of the gene ACTR1A, whose product is annotated as actin related protein 1A. The record is from RefSeq and is a predicted model, not a curated record. Bases 25 to 1221 code for a protein of 398 amino acids. The transcript has 11 exons. Lineage: Eukaryota; Metazoa; Chordata; Mammalia; Monotremata; Ornithorhynchidae.
CUGAUUCCGGAGAGCGGACUGCGCAUGCGCAACGGCCGCCACAGCCGAGCGGGCCGGCAGUUCCUUCCUCGGGAGGAGACCCCCCCCACCAUGGAGUCCUACGAUGUGAUCGCCAACCAGCCCGUCGUCAUCGACAAUGGCUCAGGCGUAAUUAAAGCUGGUUUUGCAGGUGAUCAGAUCCCCAAAUACUGCUUUCCAAACUAUGUGGGCAGACCGAAGCACGUCCGCGUCAUGGCCGGAGCGCUGGAAGGAGACAUUUUCAUUGGCCCCAAAGCUGAGGAGCACCGGGGGCUACUCUCAAUCCGCUACCCCAUGGAGCAUGGCAUCGUGAAGGACUGGAAUGACAUGGAGCGCAUCUGGCAGUACGUCUAUUCCAAAGACCAGCUGCAAACUUUUUCAGAAGAGCAUCCCGUGCUCCUGACGGAAGCUCCUCUGAACCCACGGAAAAACCGAGAGCGUGCCGCCGAAGUUUUCUUCGAGACCUUCAACGUCCCAGCCCUCUUUAUCUCCAUGCAAGCUGUGCUCAGCCUUUAUGCAACGGGCAGGACCACGGGAGUGGUGCUGGACUCUGGGGAUGGCGUCACCCAUGCGGUGCCCAUCUACGAGGGCUUCGCCAUGCCCCACUCGAUCAUGCGCAUAGACAUCGCCGGCCGGGACGUCUCCCGCUUCCUCCGACUCUACCUGCGCAAGGAGGGCUAUGACUUCCACUCGUCCUCAGAGUUUGAGAUUGUCAAAACCAUCAAAGAGCGGGCCUGUUACCUGUCCAUCAACCCACAGAAAGACGAGACGCUGGAGACGGAGAAGGCGCAGUACUACCUGCCCGACGGCAGCACCAUUGAGAUCGGCCCUUCCCGCUUCCGGGCACCUGAGCUGCUGUUCCGACCGGAUCUGAUCGGCGAGGAGAGUGAGGGCAUCCAUGAGGUGCUGGUGUUUGCCAUCCAGAAGUCAGACAUGGACCUCCGGCGGACACUCUUCUCCAAUAUUGUGCUCUCGGGAGGCUCCACCCUGUUCAAAGGUUUUGGUGACCGACUGCUGAGCGAAGUGAAGAAACUGGCUCCCAAGGACGUGAAGAUCAGGAUAUCGGCUCCUCAGGAGAGACUGUACUCGACGUGGAUUGGGGGUUCCAUCCUGGCAUCUCUGGACACCUUUAAGAAGAUGUGGGUCUCCAAGAAGGAAUACGAGGAAGACGGCGCCCGGUCCAUCCACAGGAAAACCUUCUAAUGUUUGGACAUCUUCACCUCUCUCCGAAGUUAACUCCACUUUCAAACUCGCUUUCCUGAGUCCAA